Nannospalax galili (Upper Galilee mountains blind mole rat) is the source of this 1431-nucleotide messenger RNA. RefSeq names its product gasdermin C (gene Gsdmc). Gene Ontology annotation, molecular function: phosphatidylinositol-4-phosphate binding; phosphatidylserine binding; phosphatidylinositol-4,5-bisphosphate binding. The record is from RefSeq and is a predicted model, not a curated record. Bases 1 to 1431 code for a protein of 476 amino acids. Lineage: Eukaryota; Metazoa; Chordata; Mammalia; Rodentia; Spalacidae. Gene Ontology annotation, biological process: defense response to bacterium; pyroptotic inflammatory response. The transcript has 10 exons.
AUGCCUGCCACAUUACACGAGCUUAGCAAGGAGGCAGUCAAAAUGCUUGGAGGCAAAGAUCUGAAGCCUGUCAAAUCCCUGUCAGACGCCACCAAAUUCCAUGAGUUUAAUAUAUUGCAGAAGAACCCUCAGUCAUGGUUUUGGGAGCCACGUGAGGAUAUUCCCACCGGAUUCUCCCUCCUGAAGAUCUUGGAGCCAGGUGUUUCAGACCCAGAGACUGUAGAGUCAGUGCCCGUCCCCAUCAGAGACACUGUGGUCCAGAAAGUGAAUGCUGAUGUAGGUGUUAAAAUUGGUGUAGAAGGGCAUGUGUCAGGGGAGUUUGCUCAAUCCAGUGGAUAUGACAUCAUGGUUCGGGGUAUUAGUAUCCCAGAACCAAACCUGGAAAGUCUUCAAAACAGGCGCUUGAAGGAUCCAGAGCCAACAUUUUUGAAGAAUUGUCGAAUAAAUGGGGACAACCUGUACGUGGUGACAGAGGCCUUUGAACUGAUCAAGGACACCACACUGGAAGACAGCAGCAGUGUGGGUUUUCGGGGAAAACUGACCAUCCCCUAUUCUAACAAGGGUCAGGUCCAAGGAGAGUGGCAAAAAGAGAGGAAGAGAACAAUGACUGUCCCAAAGGGCACCGUGGUGGCCUACAGGAGGAAACAGCUGGUCAUCAAGAAUAAAAGUUGUGCCAUUCUCCUCUCCACUAAUGCCAAGAGGAAAACUUUUGAAGAUGUUCGUAAACAAUCACUGUGCAGGACUCUUGUUUUAACCUCAGAUCUCAUGCGAUGUGAGGCUGCUGAACUUUCUAUAGGAUUACUUGUGAUUCUCUUUCUAGGAAAGGUAGAGGAACCCUUCCACCAAGAUUUCAAGUGCCUAGAAAAGGAGGUUUCUGAGCAAACACGCUUACUUGCCGAGCUCUCAAAGGAUGUUCAAGAUGUUGUGUUCUACAGUAUCCUGCCCAUGCUUGGGGACAGAGAGGCUCUAUAUGACCUGAUGGACAUGCUGGAAUUGGAUCAAUUGGGACAUAUGGAUGGCCCUGGUGGCGCAAUCCUAGACAAGCUGAGACAGGACUCAAGGCCUCUAUUGGUUAACCCAAAGAAACUGUUUCUUUAUCUCCUUCAAGCUCUAGCAGUGCUGAGUGACAUUCAACUUUAUCUGCUGGCUCAGUCCAUGGAGAAGAGGAUCCUGCUCCAGCAGCGAGAGCUGGUAAAGAGCAUCCUACAACCAAACUUCAAGUAUCCCUGGAGCAUUCCCUUCACUCUCCAGCCUGAGCUUCUCGCCCCACUCCAAGGUGAGGGCUUGGCUAUCACUUACAGCUUACUAGAGGAGUGUGGCCUAAAGAUGGAGCUAAAUAACCCCAGGUCAACCUGGGAUCUGGAAGCCAAGAUGCCCAUGUCUGCCCUCUAUGGGACCUUGUCAUUGUUGCAGCAGCUUGCUGAAGCCUAA